UGUGCACUUUGGCACUUUGAUAUGUCACUGUACACUUUUUUUGGAUGCCUGCUAGUUGCAUACGGUCCUAUUCUCUCCAUAUUUUUCCUAUAUAUUGGUCAGAAUGCACAGUAUGUCUUGUUGAUGGUAUCAAGUGCCUUUUUUUGCUUAAUCGCAUUACUCAUUUCAAGCGUCAUCUGGUACUUUGCCAAAGCAGCGCAAUUAAUACAUUCAGCAAGCAUCGCAUAUAGCAUUGCUGUUCAAGAAAUAUUUCGAUGGCUCUUCUUUUUGCUGCUAAGACGUUCAGAAGCAGGACUUAACGUGGUAUCGGCAAACCCUCACUCGCCAUUGAAUCAAUCGAUAUUCUCAUUCGUCACCGGAUUCGGCUAUGCUCUCACAACAGCCUUGGUCAGCUAUAUAUCGCUGCUCGUCGAAUCGAUUGGUCCUGGUGUCAUGAUGUGUCCUUCAUGUCCGCAAGCGACCACAUUCUUUAUAUCCGCAGCGACGACAUCCAUAUUCUCAUUGUUGCAUAUAACUUGGAUGAUGAUUGCUUUUGAAGGAUUUUCGAGUGUCCGUAAACCCGCUGGCGCUGCCCGUGUAGCAUGGGUAAUCGUGUCACAUUUCGGUGCUUCUUAUGCUACUCUGUUAAACUCAUCUGAAACUAUUCGAUAUGGCUGUGUGUAUGCCAUCAUCAUUUGCAUCGGGAUCCUUUCCUUUUCAACAGCCCUGGUGGCAUAUUCCCUUAAAUCCCGGUAUCAGCUCGCUCAUCCACAUUCUUCAUAGCGACACGUCUAAAGCACACAGCUACAUGCCUUUACGUAUAUACAGGGAAGGAGCCAU
This is a messenger RNA of Zychaea mexicana, 819 nucleotides long. Its product is annotated as gamma-secretase subunit Aph-1. Gene Ontology annotation, biological process: positive regulation of catalytic activity; protein processing. NCBI's taxonomy places the organism in Eukaryota, Fungi, Mucoromycota, Mucoromycetes, Mucorales, Lichtheimiaceae. The record is from RefSeq and is a predicted model, not a curated record. Gene Ontology annotation, cellular component: endoplasmic reticulum; membrane; gamma-secretase complex. The transcript has 4 exons. The coding region runs from base 22 to 762 and encodes 246 amino acids. Gene Ontology annotation, molecular function: protein-macromolecule adaptor activity.